AUGACGUUAACCAUAGGUGCUUUUAGUACUUCUAACUAUAAGACUGCUCAGUCGCACAAGGCCCAGUACGCCUCGACAUUCCUCACAUUUACAGUGAUGCCACUUCCAUAUCUGGAAUCGCUGGAACUGAUCCGCCUCGAGGCCCAGUACGAUGCGGCACGCUUCCGGUCAAAGGUCGAGACGGUAUCGAUAUACAAAGCUGUCAAUCGAAUUUCUCAUAUGACCCUUCGAUGUCAGAAGUCGACGCCCAGUUUCGACACGUCUGCCAUGGAUGGCUACGCACUCAGCUCUGCGGCAACACGAUUUGCCUCUGGCGACAUUCCAGCCGUAUUCCACAUCUGUGGCGCGAUAGCGGCAGGAGAAGAACCACUUUCGAUCGGGCCCGACGCCGAUUCAGACAUUCCUCCAUGUGUCGAGAUCAUGACAGGUGCACCCUUUCCCCAAUCUACUCCCAGCAUGCAAUUUGAUUGCUGUGUACGCUUGGAGGACGUCACACUAGUCAGUGUCUCUGGGUGUCCCUGCAUAAAGGUCGAGAGACCUGCCACAUUCCAACAAAACAGACGAUUGGCCGGUGGGGACUUCUCCCAAGGUGAUGUCCUGGUCUCCGCCGAUGAAACAAUUCAGCCAUCGCACAUCAUGGCACUCGCAUCAGUCGGUAUCUACGAAGCAUCUGUAAGGCUAAAGCCUGUCAUUUGCGUCUUUUCGACCGGAAAAGAGCUGGACAAGGACUGUCCACCUAGCCUGCAUCGCAUCCCAGAUGCAAACGGGCCUUACAUCACCGCUAGCCUCCAGGAGCAGGGAUUUGAAGUCGACUUUCUUGGUAUACUGGGAGAUAGCAAGGAAGAGAUGACACAUGGGAUUCGGAAGGCUGUAAUGAUGAAUCGAUAUGAUAUUCUGAUUACUACCGGGGCAGUAUCUACAGGCAAAUUUGAUUUUGUACCGUCUGCAUUGCACGCUCUGCAAGCCCGACAAGUCUUUCACAGGAUCGCGAUCCGACCCGGCCAUCCGGCACUUUUUGCGAAGGUCCCUAGUCCUAAGGCUGGAGUUGUUGAUAGUGACGCCCGAGUUGACACGGAUGAAGUUCCUUUCUUCGGGCUCCCCGGGAACCCCGUGGCCAGUGCAGCUUGUCUGCAGUUUUUAGUUGUGCCGUACCUGAAAUUCCUACAGGGACAGCCGCUAGAACCAGUGCUAGAAGCAAGGGUGAUGGAGUCUGAGCAUCGCGAAUGGCCAACCGCAUACAAUAUGGCGUCAGAGCCGCUGUUCAAGGUGCCCAAGGAUCUUGAUGUGUUUCGACCUGGGAUGAUUCAUCGUCGUACUCAAGAUUGCUUGGAAGUGACCCCAAUGGAGCAUAGUCCGUCGAAGAUCAAACCGUUCCUUGGUGCCGAUUGCUGGCUUCAUAUUCCGGCUGGUAUCGCUGAAGUCCAUACCGGGGACACGGUCAACAUUGUGGCCAGUCACUAA
This is a messenger RNA of Aspergillus melleus, 1461 nucleotides long. RefSeq names its product molybdopterin molybdotransferase MoeA. Bases 1 to 1461 code for a protein of 486 amino acids. NCBI's taxonomy places the organism in Eukaryota, Fungi, Ascomycota, Eurotiomycetes, Eurotiales, Aspergillaceae. The record is from RefSeq and is a predicted model, not a curated record. Gene Ontology annotation, biological process: Mo-molybdopterin cofactor biosynthetic process; molybdenum incorporation into molybdenum-molybdopterin complex. Gene Ontology annotation, molecular function: molybdopterin molybdotransferase activity. The transcript has a single exon. Gene Ontology annotation, cellular component: cytosol; cytoplasm.